Messenger RNA from Pseudocercospora fijiensis CIRAD86, 1308 nucleotides. RefSeq lists its product as uncharacterized. Lineage: Eukaryota; Fungi; Ascomycota; Dothideomycetes; Mycosphaerellales; Mycosphaerellaceae. Gene Ontology annotation, molecular function: protein binding. The record is from RefSeq and is a predicted model, not a curated record. The annotation marks the transcript as partial. The transcript has 3 exons.
GAUCUGACCGACAACGCCACCAUCCUGUACUCCUCCGACUCCGUCGUCGACAUCUUGGGCUUCACGCCCGAUGAAAUCGUCAACCGUUCCGCAUGGGACUUCUUCCCGGAGGACGAGCUGCCAGCGGCCCGCAAGUUCCACCAGAAGCGUGUUGCCACCGACAAGGCUGCCGUGCUGGCCUACAUCCGCGUGCGCAACGCUGAUGGUCAAUGGAUCGGCUGCGAAUGCUGUUUCACCAUCGUCUACGAUGUCAUGGUCGUCUGUACCAGUGUCUAUCGUCGCGGACUCAGAUCUGACAAGCGAGCCCUCGAAGCUCCAGUGGUACGACGCAUUUUCUCCUCCUCGCCGAAGGACCCCAGAUACCACAUGUUGUCACAUCUCUCGGCCAAGUUCUCGCUGCCUGCAAAGAAGCAGCAGCACGAACCGCGAGCAGCCCUGUUCCUGAAUCGAUUCACGCGCACCUUGACCAUUAUGUACGCCACUAGCGGUCUUGCCGAAGUCAUUGGCAUACCAGCGGAAGCCAUGCGCGGCCGAAGCUUCUAUUACUGCAUCUCGGAGAAUUGCCUGCAGGAUGCGGUCAAGUGCCUCGAGAAUGCCAAGGGUAACGACUCCAUCGCCUACCUUCGCUUUUGGUUCAGAGAUCCUCGCCUCGACGACGAAGAGGCCGCCUCUGACGUGAGUGACGAGGAGAUGACUACGACCGACACCACCAGCGAAGAAGGCGGCGUUCAUCUCCGUGCCGCCGAAACACCGACUGACACUCAAGCUGGAGCCAUGGACAUCGAUAGUGACGAGUCCAGGCAUUCUUCGGGCGACAGCACUCGCAACGCCGAUACCCACGAAGCAAUCUUUGGCCAGGCAGCUCGCGCUGAGUCGUCGCCUCAAGUACAACGCGAUCCAAUCGAGCUCGAAGCCGUCAUCUCCUGCACCUCCGACGGCCUUGUGGUGUGUUUGAGGAGAGCUCGCCCCAUGAUUCCACACCCUACUCAGCGCCCAUCACAGCCCGUGCACCACAGGGGCUUCUUUGCCGCUCCUUGGGCCUUGGAGCCAAUGCUGCCACCAAUGGAAACCAGAGCCGCCGCUGGCUACGGUACUGGGUUCGCGCCAUCCCUCGGCCCACAUGGUGCUCGCAAGGGCACUUCAACUGUUUCGUCAUCCGCCGGACCAGAUCAGAUGGACUUCAUGGCUGCCAUCCGCGAACAAGCUGUCUUUGCUUGGGCGCUCACUGGGAUCAAUGGAGUUUUGGCUGAUUAUGCCCAUGGCAAGCCAAGCGGAGAGUCCUUGCCAUCAGAGGGCCUCCCUGUGUGG